UGUGUGUGUGUGUGUGUGUGUGUGUGUGUGUGUGCGCGCGUGUGUGUGUGUGUGUGCGUGUGUGUUUUAUUGGUGUGUCAGUGUUUUAGAGCAGCCGAUGAGAGAGUUCAGUCGGUGGAGAAACGAGACGAGAGAAGAUCUGAAACGAGGAGAAAGAAAACUUUGUGAUGUUGAGAUUUAGCCCCUCCAUCUGAUGACAACAGUGAUUGUAGCCCCACCCACACCUCCACAGCACCAACAUGGCUGACCCUAACCUGUCAGGUGUCCCUCCUCCCUCCCUGUCUCCAUCCUCUCAUCAGAACGGGAGGAUCGGGCCAACGGCACCCAAACGCUCUCCACCCCCCCACCAUGAUGGCCGUCUGGAGGCUGGAGCGGGACACCUCAGUCCCAGCAACACCGGUGCUGUUCCCCAGCUUCCCUCCGCACCCAGAACCAGAACCUCAGCCUGCAGCUCCCCCCUCAGGACCCUCAGGACCCUCCGGAUCCUCGGAGGUCCAGGUUCAGGUUCUGGUCCUGAAGGCUCCCCGAGGCCCCGGGGUCAGAGCCUCGGCUCGGCUCUCAGCUCCAGGACCAGAACUAUGAUUUCCAGGAGCAAGCGUGGGAGCAGCCAGCAGGAGGAGCCAGAGGCCUUGUUGGACCUGAUCCUGGAGGGUCAGGGUCAGAGACUGGAGGACCAGAGAGCCAGCCUCAGUCUGCUGCCUGACCCAGGACCAGCUGCACUUUGUGGGGCCUGCAGCCCCGACCAGCCCGCCCCCCCAAGUCUGGACUUCUACUACAUGCUCAUUCACUACCAGUCUGACCGGAUGGAGGACCAGAGGUGUUCCCUUCCUGAUCUGGAGGAUGUGAUUGGUCCAGUUCCUGACGGUCAGGAGGAUUUCUUCUCUCUGGUUCAGAGAGUUCAGUCCCGGAGGAUGAACGAGCAGAGAUCCUCGCUGCUGCAGACGCACACGGAGGAGGAACAUGAAGCUCAUCUUCAUCUUCAGUCUGGAAGUUAAAGAACAGUUGAAGUACUGUUUGUAUUGUCAGACUGGGGAAUAGAGUCUGCAUCUUAAAUACGCUCUGUCUCUAUUAGAGCUUACAACUAGGAGACUUGAAACCAUAAAUGCAGAACAUUGUUCUUCUGUCCUGGAGUGUAAAUGAAUAUGUUUCUGUUUUUAAAACUCUAACAACAUCUGAAAUCUGAACCCUAACCCUCCUGUUGUCUGACCAGGUUUUCAAAGUUUUCUAGAUCAGAAAUUUGGGUUUCUUUCAACCAGAGUGCCCAAAAAUAACAUGGAUGGCUCCAUACAACGCUCUUCGCAAGACAAAUUUAAAUGUUUAAAAAAGCAACAAAAACAUUGAAAGCCUCGAAAAGAACAAAAGGCGAAAUUUCUUUUUGAAAAGCGACAAUAUUGUCAAAAAAAACAUCAAAAGUGUUGAAAACGCAUUAAAAAUGUGUCAAAAAAACGUGAAACGGUGCUAAAUUUCAGACAAAAGGAGGGUUAAAACAGUAAUACAGUUUUGUAACAUGUUACUGAUAUUUAAAUGUAUUUAUCUAACAAACA
Sander lucioperca (pikeperch) is the source of this 1544-nucleotide messenger RNA. It is a transcript of the gene gpsm1a, whose product is annotated as G protein signaling modulator 1a. The record is from RefSeq and is a predicted model, not a curated record. The transcript has 4 exons. Lineage: Eukaryota; Metazoa; Chordata; Actinopteri; Perciformes; Percidae. Bases 240 to 995 code for a protein of 251 amino acids. Gene Ontology annotation, molecular function: GTPase regulator activity; protein binding.